AUGCCUCGCACUGUCCUUAUCACAGGUUGCUCUGAUGGCGGUCUCGGAGCGGCAUUGGCCGUAGCCUUCCACAAGCAUGGCGACCGGGUCUUCGCAACCACCCGCAAUCCCGCCAAGAUGGCAUCCCUCAAAGCGCUCGGAAUCGAGACCCUCUCCCUCGAUGUCACCUCCGAUGACUCCAUCAAAACCUGCGUACAAGAAGUCUCCUCUCUGACCGGCGGUUCGCUCGACAUCCUCAUCAACAAUGCCGGAUCCAACUACAUGAUGCCGCUAAUGGAUGACGAGAUCUCGGAGAUCGAAAAACUCUUCCGGCUCAACGUGUGGCCCUUGGUGCGGACGACGCAGCUAUUCCUGCCUUUGCUUCGCAACGCCCCCCACGGCGCCAUCGUCGCCAACAACACCUCGAUCAUGGGUGUCAUGGGCGCGCCGUGGCAAGGCGCGUACAAUGCCUCCAAAGCCGCCGCGGGCAUGUUUACCCAGACCCUGCGCCUGGAACUUCAACCGUUCGGCGUCAAAGUCAUUGACCUGAAGACCGGAGGCGUCCAGUCGAAUAUCUUCGCUGCCAUGGCUACGCAUUGGGAACCCGGGCUCCCGGCCAAUAGCACAUACGGCUUAGUCCGCGAUCGGAUCGAGGCCAACGUCAAGGGCGAUAUUGGAGGUAUGGAGCUCAUGGCUGCUGACGUCUGGGCCGGCCAAGUCGUGAAGGAUUUGUCCAAGUGCAAUCCGCCUGCGCAAAUCUGGCGAGGUACGGCCGCUAUGCGGAUUUGGAUCGCGUCAUUCAUGCCUAUUGGCAUGAUGGAUGGCAUGUGGAAGAAAUUAUCGGGUUUGGAUGUUUUUGAGAAGAGACUGAAGCAGAAGGAGUCGAAGAAGAUGGAAUGA
Molecule: messenger RNA, 879 nt
Organism: Rhinocladiella mackenziei CBS 650.93
Lineage: Eukaryota; Fungi; Ascomycota; Eurotiomycetes; Chaetothyriales; Herpotrichiellaceae
Exons: 1
Coding region: 1-879 (292 amino acids)
Biological process (GO): triglyceride catabolic process; phosphatidic acid biosynthetic process
Cellular component (GO): endoplasmic reticulum; lipid droplet
Molecular function (GO): acylglycerone-phosphate reductase (NADP+) activity; triacylglycerol lipase activity
Source: RefSeq, a predicted model, not a curated record